AUGGGGUCCUUGCCGCCGGGAGAGAGGCCGCACGCCGUGAUGAUCCCCUACCCGGCGCAGGGUCACAUCACGCCGAUGCUGAAGCUGGCCAAGCUGCUCCACACCAGGGGCUUCCACGUCACCUUCGUCAACAACGAGUUCAACCACCGCCGCCUGCUGCGCUCGCAGGGCGCGGACGCCCUGCAUGGCCUGCCCGCGUUCCGGUUCGUUGCCAUCGCCGACGGCCUCCCGCCGUCCGACCGCGAGGGCACGCAGGACGUCCCUGCGCUGUGCUACUCCACCAUGACCACCUGCCUCCCCAGGUUCAAGGAGCUCGUCGCCAAGCUCAACGAGGAGGCCGAGACCUCCGGUGGCGCGCUGCCGCCGGUCACCUGCGUGGUGGCCGAUAGCACCAUGACCUUCGCCCUCCGCGCCGCGCGGGAGCUCGGCCUCGGCUGCGCCACGCUCUGGACCGCCAGCGCCUGUGGUUUCAUGGGCUACUACCACUUCAAGGAUCUAGUCCACCGCGGGCUCUUCCCUCUCAAAGAAGAGGCUCAGUUGAGCGAUGGAUCCUUGGACACGACCAUCGACUGGAUACCGGCGGCGCCCAAGGACCUGCGGCUGCGUGACCUCCCGAGCUUCUUCCGCACCACCGACCCCGAUGACAUCAUGUUCAACUUCUUCAUCCACGAGACGGCCGGCAUGUCGCAGGCGUCGGGGGUGGUCAUCAACACCUUCGACGAGCUGGACGCGCCACUGCUCGAUGCCAUGUCCAAGCUCCUGCCGUCCGUCUACACAGUGGGGCCGCUCCAUCUCACGGUUCGCAACAAUGUCCCGGAGAAAAGCCCCGUCGCCGGCAUCGGGUCCAACCUGUGGAAGGAGGAGGACGCGCCCCUUCGGUGGCUCGACGACCGGCCGCCGCGCUCCGUGGUGUACGUCAACUUCGGGAGCAUCACGGUGAUGUCGAACGAGCAUAUGCUGGAAUUCGCGUGGGGGCUGGCCAACACUGGCUACGCCUUCCUGUGGAACGUGCGGCCUGACCUCGUCAAGGGCGACGGGGCCGCACUUCCGCCGGAGUUCUCCGCGGAGACGGAGGGGCGGAGCAUGCUGUCGACAUGGUGCCCACAGGAGAAGAGCAUCUGCGGCGGCGUGCCGAUGGUGUGCUGGCCGUUCUUCGCCGAGCAGCAGACCAACUGCCGGUACAAGUGCACGGAGUGGGGCAUCGGGAUGGAGAUUGGGGACGACGUGAGGAGGGCCGAGGUGGAGGCCAUGAUACGGGAGACCAUGGAGGGGGAAAAAGGCCGAGAGAUGCGGCGGCGCGUGCUGGAGCUUCGCGGGAGCGCGGUGGCCUCCGCACGGCGUGGCGGAAGGUCCAUGCGCAACGUUGAUAGGCUCAUCGACGAGGUGCUGCUGGCUUGA
Molecule: messenger RNA, 1398 nt
Organism: Triticum turgidum subsp. durum (durum wheat)
Lineage: Eukaryota; Viridiplantae; Streptophyta; Magnoliopsida; Poales; Poaceae
Source: the annotation of a GenBank genome assembly